This is a messenger RNA of Clarias gariepinus (North African catfish), 3162 nucleotides long. RefSeq names its product janus kinase and microtubule interacting protein 1 (gene jakmip1). Gene Ontology annotation, molecular function: GABA receptor binding; kinase binding; microtubule binding. Bases 367 to 2859 code for a protein of 830 amino acids. The record is from RefSeq and is a predicted model, not a curated record. The transcript has 21 exons. Lineage: Eukaryota; Metazoa; Chordata; Actinopteri; Siluriformes; Clariidae.
AGCCUGGUGUGUAUGGUCUUCUCUUGCGCGCGCGCGCGUGUAUGUGUGUGUGUGUGUGUGUUCGGAUAUUACGUCCUGCAGUGAAAGGCAUCUUUUCAGCACCUUGACCCUGCGCCGAUCAUCACCGGCAAACCUGCGCGCGCAUUUCGCGCGUGCUCAUCCCGUUAGCGCGAGACGCACCGGCCUAAGUGGACAGCGCGCGACAAAUAAGGUCUGCAGAUUAGUGAGUGAUAAGGCUGAAGUCUGAUGAUGAUGAUGAAAAGGAGGAUGAUGACGGUAGUGCAGUCCAUCCCGAGGCACUGGUAGUUUUGUGUAAGGUGAUAAAGACGCCUGGAAUCAGACCAGAGGACCACCAGAGAGUCAAGGAUGUCUGCGUGCGCACCUAAUUCAGCCCCGCCCCCUAAAAAGAGCCGGGGGAAACAGGAGACGGAGUCGCUACAGGCAGCCAAUGAGGAGCUCAAGGCCAAACUAAGUGACAUCCAAAAUGAGCUGCAGCAGGAGAAGGCGAAGGUGUGUAAACUACGCGAGCGGAUGCAGGAGCUGCGGGCGCAACGGGAGGCAGAGCAGCACAGGCAUGCAGUAGCGCAGACCGAGCUGCGGGUGAAGCUACGGGAGGAGAAGCAGCGUGAUGUGGCAGCUGUGCGUGACUCUCUAAGCCGGCAGCAUGAGGCCGAGAUGGCCCGUGCUACCCGUUUGCACCAGUCUGAGCUCGGGCGAUUGCAGGGCCUGGUGAACGUGCUGCGCAAUGGCAACGGUGCUGCCGAGUUAAGAGAGGAGGCACGAGAGGAGGCACGAAGGAGCCAUGAGGCCGAGAGACUUAAACUGACACAGGAGCUUCAAGAGGCCAAGGCAGCUCGCAAACAGGCGGAGGAAUCACUAAACAACGCUAUGCAGGCCGAUAAAGCCAAAGCAGCGGAUCUCAGAGUAGCACAUCAGGCCCAUCAGGAGGAGAUCCAGAGGAUCAAACGUGAGAGCGAGAAGGAAGUGCGAAGACUGAUGGAGGAGCUGCGGGGGAGGGACCGUGUUGUACAGACUUUGGAAAAGGAGCUCGGCGUGCAAGCGGGUCAAACUCAGCGCCUACUGCUGCAGAAAGUGGAAGCCGAGAGGCACCAGGGCAGCCCCAAGAGAGAGGUGGCUCCUGUCCUCGGAGAGAACGCAGACACCAUCAUUACCCAGGAAGUAGAUGAGAGGGACACUCGCAGAUUCCAGCUUAAGAUCGCUGAACUGCAGGCUGUCAUUAGGAAGCUGGAGGACAGAAACACACUGCUGUCAGAUGAGAGGACUGAACUGUUGAAGCGUGUGCGUGAGACAGACGGACAAAUGAAACCACUGUUAGAGAAGAACAAACGGAUGAGCAAAAAGAACGAAGAGCUCCUACAGACGCUGCAGCGCAUGGAGGACAAACUAAAAUCCCUCAGCCGUGAGAACGCUGAAUUAAAGGAGAAGACAACCUUGGAGUCCCAGCAAGCAGUGCUGAAGAGGACCAGUUCGCUGACAGACUUAAGCCACGCCCACGAAGAGCAGGAGGUGGAGUUUCUGCGGCUACAAAUCACCGAACAGCGCAAUGUCAUUGAAGAGCUCACGCAGGAGAGGGACAGACUGAUAUUCAACAAAAAGAACAAAAGGAAAAAUAUCAAAUUGCCAAAAAGGCAUGUUGUGGAGACAUAUUUUGGAUUUGAUGAGGAGUCCAUAGAUUCAGAAACGUCAUCCCUGACAUCGUACAACACAGACCACACCCCGGCCACCCCAGAGGAAGAGCUCGAAGAGGCCUUCUCCAGAGAGGAGGCGGAGCUUCGUUUUCGGCAGCUGACUCGAGAAUAUCAGGCACUACAGCGAGCCUAUGCUCUCCUCCAGGAGACCACUGGCCCUCUCGACCCCGAGAGACACUGCAGGACGCGGGAGCAGCUGCAGGCGGAGCUGAACGCCUGCCAGGCGAGGAACGCUGACUUGGAGAGGAGCCUGGCAGAGAAGGGGCAGGACUCAAAAUGGGUGGAGGAGAAGCAGAACCUCAUCAGGAUCAAUCAUGAACUAAGGGAAAAGAUAGAGUUACUGGAGCAGUCCGAGCUGCGCUUGCGCGCCGAAGUGAGAGACACACAAGACCAAAAUGAGCUGCUGGAGUUCCGCAUACUCGAACUGGAAGAAAGGGAGCGGCGCUCUCCUGCCUAUAACUUGCACAUCUCUGCCACGGAAAACAGCAGUAAUCUGCAACUCCACUGCCAGCGGGAGGGUAUCAAGGUGCACACACCUACAUUCAGCUUUAUACACAUGCAGGAUGUCAUUAUUCCUGAGCUUAUGAAAAAACUGGACAUCUUGGGUGACAAUGGGAACUUGCGCAAUGAGGAGCAGGUCACCGUGAUCCAGGCGAGCAACGUGCUGUCUCGCUGUGAGAAGUGGCUGAAACAGAUAGAUAGCACCGAGGCAGCACUUACACAGAAGAUGAUUGAUCUUGAAAAUGAAAAGGAGCUGUUUAGUAAGCAGAAGGGCUUCCUGGAGGAGGAGCUGGAUUAUAGAAAGCAGGCUUUAGACCAUGCCAAUCUGAGAGUGCAGGAGCUGGAGGCCACACUGUACUCAGUGCUGCAGCAGGAUCCAAAUGGUCGGCUGGGUGAGAGUUUGAGCGAGAGGCAAAGGGCAGAGCUGGCAGAGUCGAUGGAGGCGGUGCGGAGGCAGAUCCUCAGACAGAGCCGCCAUGCUGACACACUGAUCCUGCAGCAACGCAUGGAGCUUCUUCAGUCUGCACAACAGAGGAUCAGAGAGUUGGAGGACAAGAUCGAUAUGCAGAGACGACAAAUCAAAGAAAUCGAAGAGAAGUUUUUAUUUCUGUUCCUGUUUUUCUCUCUAGCUUUUAUUCUCUGGCCUUAAACACACACACACACACACACACACACACACACACACACACACACACACACACACACACACACACACACAGGUGCAGUAUCUGAAUGGAGUCCUUUUUCCCUGUUGAACUGUGUUCAAACAUUCCUCAGUUAUUUUAUGAUCUUUUUAAUAUUUUUAUGCAUUUCCAAUGAGUCAACUAUAAAAACAACAACACACAUCCAGGUAAAGCUGCUCCACUUAAGUAAAUCAAAAUGAUAUAAAGUAAUAUAAUUUUAACCUAAAUCUUUGUUAUAAUAAGUAUUUAAACAUACAUCAACACUUGUC